GAUGUAGAUGCUUUUAUGAAACAGCCUGGAAAUGAGUCUAUAGAUACUGUUCUCAAGAAAUUGGAUGAGCAGUAUCAGAAGUAUAAAUUUAUGGAACUUAACCUUACUCAGAAGAAAAGAAGACUGAAAAAUCAGAUUCCAGACAUCAAGCAAACAUUACACAUUUUGAAAUACAUGCAGAAGAAAAAAGAGACUACAAAGCCGCUGGAGACCAGAUUCUUGCUGGCUGACAACCUUUAUUGCAAGGCCUUGAUUCCUCCUACAGAUAAAGUGUGCCUCUGGUUGGGGGCCAAUGUUAUGCUUGAAUAUGACAUAAACGAGGCCCAGGCCCUCUUGGAGAAGAACCACUCUGCCGCCACCAGCAAUCUGGAAUCUCUUGAGGAAGACCUAGACUUCCUGCGUGAUCAGUUCACCACCAUGGAAGUCAAUAUGGCCCGGGUUUACAACUGGGAUGUUAAGAGAAGAAGCCAAGAAGAGUCCACGAAAGCUCAAGCGUAAGCAGGCCCGCCCUCGGUCCUGGGCCGUGGCUCUCCCUGGGCGCCUCAUGCACUGCAGAGACCCAGAAUUUGACUUGGGAGUAAUUGCUUUUCAACCAAAAAACAUUCUAGAGUAAAACCGAAGGCAAGAAUGA
Messenger RNA from Gracilinanus agilis (Agile Gracile Mouse Opossum), 631 nucleotides. It is a transcript of the gene VBP1, whose product is annotated as VHL binding protein 1. Bases 16 to 498 code for a protein of 160 amino acids. NCBI's taxonomy places the organism in Eukaryota, Metazoa, Chordata, Mammalia, Didelphimorphia, Didelphidae. Gene Ontology annotation, biological process: tubulin complex assembly; microtubule-based process; protein folding. The transcript is spliced from 5 exons. The record is from RefSeq and is a predicted model, not a curated record. Gene Ontology annotation, molecular function: tubulin binding. Gene Ontology annotation, cellular component: prefoldin complex; cytoplasm.